Aspergillus thermomutatus is the source of this 723-nucleotide messenger RNA. RefSeq lists its product as uncharacterized. The transcript has 4 exons. The record is from RefSeq and is a predicted model, not a curated record. The coding region runs from base 1 to 723 and encodes 240 amino acids. Lineage: Eukaryota; Fungi; Ascomycota; Eurotiomycetes; Eurotiales; Aspergillaceae.
AUGAAGAAGUCUUUUUCUACUCGAGCUGGCCGGCUCCUCGAGUUUUUCUGGAAACCGGGCACGGAUAACGUCCAAGGCAUCAACCAACCACUGGCCCAGGAAGCGGUCAAGGGCACACUCCAAAAAUUGAAAGAUAUUUACCCUGAGCUCAGAGAAGCAAAGAAUGCCACGAGAAAGAAGGUUGAGAUCACGAAGAAAGAGUUGCAAGACAUACUUAACCUACAUGGCGAGGCACAUGGUGGUCUUAAAUACAGCAAUCCAAGGGCGAAGAAUACUGACUGGGACGGAGCAGACCAACUGGCACGAUUCCAUUUCAACGUCAAAAAAAUCAACUUGGCGUCCAGAGAGGGGACCUUUUUGGAAAGAACUGGAAUCCCAUAUCGGUUCUUUUCCGACAACUCCAUUGGCAUCGUCAAGGUCCUCCCCUCAUACGCUCAUGGUGCCACAACACUUAAUCUCGGCCGCGGGAUCGACUUCCUCAGAAUGGCGCUUGAUCCCACGCCAGAGUACACAUGGGGAGGAAUGACCACCCCUCGUCCCUCUAUGCAGGGCAGCAGGGGCAAGCAACCUGAUAACUGCCUUUUUCCAAAUUCCCGGACCAAUCAACCUCGCCGGCCAAGCCUUGUAAUCGAAACAGGUGUUACUGGUGGUCUUUUCUGUGUGCGCACUUCUUCAUUGAUUGAUAGCAUGCUUGCCCUGGACCUUGCACGGAACGCGCAGUAG